This is a messenger RNA of Python bivittatus (Burmese python), 2039 nucleotides long. It is a transcript of the gene UROD, whose product is annotated as uroporphyrinogen decarboxylase. Gene Ontology annotation, molecular function: uroporphyrinogen decarboxylase activity. Gene Ontology annotation, cellular component: cytosol. NCBI's taxonomy places the organism in Eukaryota, Metazoa, Chordata, Lepidosauria, Squamata, Pythonidae. Gene Ontology annotation, biological process: heme biosynthetic process. The record is from RefSeq and is a predicted model, not a curated record.
GGGUGUUUUUUAUUUUGGUAGGCAGCAGGGGCGGGAAAAAGACGCGGACUGCAGCGUAGAGGGCAAGAUGGAAAAGAACGGGAUGGUCGUCCCUACAGGAUUUCCUGAAUUGAAAAAUGAUGUGUUCUUGCGAGCAGCACGAGGAGAAGAGACAAAAUACACUCCUGUUUGGUGCAUGAGACAGGCAGGAAGAUAUCUGCCAGAAUUCCGUGAGACUCGAGCAGCUCAGGAUUUCUUUGCAACCUGUCGAUCACCAGAGACAUGCUGUGAACUCACUCUGCAACCUCUACGACGCUUUCCUUUUGACGCUGCCAUCAUCUUCUCUGACAUCUUGGUGGUGCCUCAGGCACUGGGCAUGGAAGUGGUAAUGGUGCCAGGAAAAGGCCCCACAUUUCCAGAACCUCUAAAGGAAGUAGAGGAUUUACUGAAGCUUCGGCAGAAGGUUGAUGUGGCAACAGAACUGGGCUACGUCUUCCAGGCAAUCACACUGACACGGCACAGGUUGGAGGGGAAGGUACCCCUGAUUGGCUUCUCCGGUGCCCCAUGGACUUUGAUGGCCUAUAUGAUUGAGGGUGGUGGCUCCAACACAAUGGCCAAAGCCAAGGCUUGGCUCUACCGGCAUCCUGAGGCCAGCUAUCGUCUGCUCACAUUAUUGACUGAUGUUAUUGUGGAAUACCUGGUGAGACAGGUGGCUGCAGGUGCUCAGGCUCUGCAGAUUUUUGAGUCCCACGCAGGACAUCUGGGGCCAGAGCAGUUUGCACAGUUUGCCCUCCCAUUCAUUCGGUCCAUUGCCAAGGGAGUGAAGAAUAAGCUGCGAGAAAAUGCUCUCCCUACGGUGCCAAUGAUUAUCUUUGCCAAAGAUGCACACUAUGCACUGGAGGAUUUGGCACAAUCUGGUUAUGAAGUGGUUAGCCUGGACUGGACCAUAUGUCCCCAAGAUGCUCGUCAGCGGACAGGACAAAAUGUUACCUUACAAGGGAAUUUGGAUCCAUGUGCCCUAUAUGCAUCUAAGGAGAAGAUCGGGGAGCUGGUAAAAAGCAUGUUGGAAGGCUUUGGCUCCCAGCGUUACAUUGCCAACUUGGGUCAUGGCCUCUAUCCUGACAUAAAUCCAGAACACGUAGGGGCUUUUGUGGAUGCUGUGCACAUGCAUUCUUGCAAUUUGAACAAAUGUUCUUAGAGACUUGGAGAAAACUGUCCUUAAGCAAAAAAGAAAAAAGAAAAGAAAUGGAUCAUCUGCUAAGCAAAUGUUACUGUUAUUGAGAGGUAACCUCCUAGAAAGGUUCUCAUUGUAAUAGCUAUAAAGACUGCUGCAGGAACUGGCAAAAGGAACAGGGUAGUGCAGGUUUUUCACAGCAUAUGUUAUCAUCUUCCUCUCAGUUCCUACUGUGAGAACAGUAAAGGAAUAGAAAGUGGAUUCAUUAUGAAACAUGUAUUGCCCCAGGCAUGUACUUUUUAUCCCCAAAUCGCUCCUACUGAUUACAAAGCUAAUCCAAGUGCCUCCGACAAUCAGUGAACACCUUUUAUUAUAACUGAACUUCAUCUGCCCUUCUGUGCAGGAUUUGGCUGUGUCUCAUCUUGCUUCCUACCCAUCUGUUUCUUGCAGCAAUACUUUUUUAUUUUGGUUGUUUUUAAUAUUCAGAAGUGCCACAAGAGUGGUGCUGAUGAUGUGAGAAGAAGUUCAAAGCAUAUGAAAAGCAGGAGACAUACCUCACACAUAUGCCUGAACGGUCUGUUUCUGCAGGUUAAGUACCCUAUGUCUGAGGAAGGAAUAAUCAGCCUCCUUUUAGCUUAUAUGCAAAUAUCUUCUUGAUACCGGAAAAGGAAGAAUAUGGAACUGUAGACUCUCCCUAUUCCCAUCUCAGUAGCAACACAGAUUGCCUUUGGCUAUCCUUUUCAUGAUUUCUGAUUGGCAGCACUACUGGACUGAUACCGAAAGGGCUGGAGUGAUACAAUGAAUGUCUUCCUUUUUUUUUUUUUUAUUAAACAUCAGAUCAAGAAGUUGUACAUACAAAAUAAAGAGACAGAAGAAUGAUACUUUU